Pelobates cultripes (western spadefoot toad) is the source of this 29212-nucleotide messenger RNA. NCBI's taxonomy places the organism in Eukaryota, Metazoa, Chordata, Amphibia, Anura, Pelobatidae. The record is from the annotation of a GenBank genome assembly.
ACAGGGCUCACCUAAAAUGGACGCUGUGAGGGAGACACUAAUUAAUAGCUAUGCAUGGAGCCGCUGUAACCAGGUAACGAUAAAUACAGUGAUGGCUUCCGGUAACCGGUCGCCGGGCAACAGUGCAAGUCAACAUAUGUAUUAAAGGAGCGAUCCUGGCAAGAUGGCUACAGCUUCUGCCCCUGUUGUCCAGUAUGGCAGGAGGAAGGGCAUGUUUAGAGCUCAGUCAGGUAAGCAGAGGUGGGCUCCUACACAUACACACAAAAUAACAUGGAUAAUCAUCUCCAGGCUGCUCAUCUAUUCCUCUGUUACUAGACCCAUGGCUAGCAUCACAGCCCCUGUACAAAUCUCUGACACCCAUCUUUUAGAUAACUUUACCAUAAAAUCAGCUAACAAAAAUGUGUAUGUUUGUGCAUGCAUGCGCGCGAACUCUGUGUAUGUUUGUGCAUGCAUGCGCGUGAACACUGUGUAUGUUUGUGCAUGCAUGCGCGUGAACACUGUAUGUUUGCGCACGCAUGCGCGCGAACUCUGUCAUAGCUUUCUUCAAACUAAAAAACUCCCCCCCAACCACCCCACAAAUUUGGCCAUUUGGGCUUAAAUUUUGAAAUUCACUUUGAAUUUAUUUGAAUGUCUGGCAAUUCUUUCUAUAGCGAAUAAUAUUUUAACGUUGAUACUUCUCUUGUGUUGUGUUUAUGGAAAAUUGACCAGGUAAUUACACAUUUUAGGCAGAAAAAAAGUAAAUAUGUAAAAACAGGGCGAAAAAAACAGAAAUUGUGAUUUCUUAAAUUUUUUUUUUCAAUUUACCUAUUUAUGGUUUUUUAAUUUUUUAAUUUUUUAAAGGGUUACUCCAACCUUUUUAAAUCACUUGUGCUGGGGGUGCAACUAGCUUUCAGCACACAAUUAAAAUAUAUAGCUAGGGUUUCAAACACUACACAUACACACUCCUUCCACCAAGACCACUUCAAAUCACUGAUGUGGUCAUGGUGGUUUGAGUAACCCUUUAACCCCUUAAGGACACAUGACAUGUCAUAAUUCCAUUUUAUUCCAGAAGUUUGGUCCUUAAGGGGUUAAGGAAAAUAGCCUGGCUAUUUUACCAUAUUUCAGAGGCAUGCCUUUCCAUCAUUAAUUCACAAUUAGAAAACUAAUGACCCAAAACUUAUCCAAAUGCAAAACAAUAUUAAAAAUGGUCUUGUAAUUUAUUAUUCUAUACACAUUUUAAGAUAUUGUAAUUAAGAGAUUGGACAGGCCAAAUCAGUAGGUGGAAUCUUUUUUUUUUUUCUACACACUGUUCUCUUGUUUUGUUCAUUGUAAAAUAUUCCCCAUCUUUAUUACAUUUUAAGAAAAUUAUGUGACCGAAAGCAUUGCCAUUUCUGAAACCAAGCUAUGUUCCAGUAAAUGCACUCAAAUCCUUAGCCGGUAUGGUAUAAAGCUUGUGAUCAUUGUGUCUUGAUCUAUACAUUUCACUUUUAACAUUUCCUUUUUCUCCAAAAACAAGCAUCUCAUUUGGGACAUACAGAUAAGUGUGCUAGAUUAUUUUGAUUACAAUUGCAGCUGAAGAACAUUCAGAAAACAAGAGAAUCGACCUCCGUCAGAUUACAGUACUUCCAAAGUCCGAAUGGGAACGAAUUUUGAAUAACACCAAUCCAUUUGAAAAUGAAGCCAGGCAGGUUUUUGAAGACAAGAAGGAGAGGGAAGAAAUGCAUUUACGUUCCAAAGAGUUAACAAAAAAUUGGAAGAACACCAUCUCCGUAAGUAAUCUCACAAACCAAGAUUGACGUACAGGUAAAAGCCAUUUACCCAUCUGCUUAUUCCUACUCUAAAAUCACUAUCCAAAGCCAUCUUGAAUUCUUCCACUGUUGCAGUCUCCACCAGUUUUGCUGGAAGGUUGUUCAAUACAUCAGGACAGUAACCUGUCUUUACAAAGUAUUAUUGUAAUUUAACACCUUAGUACUCUCUACCCUACGACCUCUGCUGGAAGGCUUUUUCCAUGUAUGUACAUGGAAACAUACAGGUAGAUGUUUUACAUACAUGCAGGUAAGAAAGCAUAACAGCUCUUGACAACUAUACUUUAGCAACACUCAAAAUUUAUCUUUUGUACCUUUAAACUGGUUCUAGUAUAAAAGCAUUACAUGGGUGAACUUUAAAGAUGAAUAUUUGGAAAUGCUAGCUUGUGUUAUUCCUAGGGAUAGCUUUGAGAAUAUGAGAAUUUGGCAACAUAUGCUUCCCUGGUAGGUUUGGAGUGUGUACUACGAAGUACAUGUACACCUUGCCGUGUAAACUCUAAAUUGCAUCCUCACUAGUUACCUGGUUUGAUGAAUGGCAUGACUUCUCUGUUUACUAGUUUCUUUUGUCUUGAGGGCUUAAAGCCCAACAAAUAUGAGGACAUCACCAUGUGGGCAGUUAGUAAAGAAAAAGAAAACCUCACAGCUAUGUGGAUAUGAAUAAGCAUUUGGGGACUGUAUGACCCCCUCCCACUUAGAGUUUCCAUCAGUCUCUAGAGUUUGUUCACUAAACACUGAAUUGUAGUUUACAAUAAAAAAAAUCUCCCAAUUCAGGUCAAAAUAGUCAUGGAAGUUAUCUCCAACUACACUGUAGUUACAACUAAAUUUAAAAGUUUAUGCCGAACAGCUAAAAGAUUAUACCACCCCCAGCUAGGAUAUUUAGUAUUAAAGAGUCACUCAAAGCAGAAUAAGUACUCUAUCUUAUUGAAGAAGUUAUAGUGCAAGAACCCUGUCCUUGCAGGCUUUCUUUGUGAAAAUAUUAUUAUCCUGAGAUAAAUAAAUAAAAAAUCUUGUGUAGGGCUGCCUCCUUGCGCUGUCAGUCAGCCAGCUAAAAUACUGUCUUUGUGGCUGACAAUAUUAGUUUGGUGCAACUUUUGAAUCUGGCCUCAGCCCACCCAACAUGCCAACCCCAGUGAUGUAUUUAGUAUCUGUGCUGCCCUGGCAUGAUGGAACUCAGGCACCCCUAAUUUGCUUUUUCCCCACCCCUCCCUGUCAAUGCCACACCUUUUUCUGUUAAACAGCUAACACACACUUUGACUGACACACUCUCAGAUACACUGAUUUGACACAAUCACUGACUCACUGACACACAAUUACUGACAUACACACACACAAUCACUCAGACACAAACAUUCACUCACAGACACACACUCAAUCAUUGAGACACACAGGCGCCCUCACAGACACACUCAGAAACAAACACAUAUUCACUGACAGACACACACACUCACUGACAGACAGCCACACAGUGAUAGACACACUGACAGACAUACACACACACAAUCACUCAGAUACACACUGACAGACAGACACACACUCAUAUAAACACCUACAGACACACACUGACAGCCAGCCAGACACACACAAUCACUCAGACAUACACUUACAGGCACACACACACUGACAGCCAGACACAAACAAUCACUCAGACAUACACUUACAGGCACACACACAAUCACUCAGACAUACACUGACAGACAUAAAUACACUGACAGCCAGACACACACAAUCACAAAGACAUACACUUACAGGCAUACACACACUGACAGCCAGACACACACAGUCACUCAGACAUACACUGACAGACAUACAUUGACAGCCAGACACACACAAUCACAAAGACAUACACUUACAGGCAUACACACACUGACAGCCAGACACACACAAUCACUCAGACAUACACACACUGACAGCCAGACAAACCCAAUCACUCAGACACACACUGACAGCCAGACCCAAUCACUCAGACACACACUGACAGACAUACACACACUGACAGCCAGACAAACCCAAUCACUGACACACACUGACAGACAUACACACACUGACAGCCAGAAACACACAAUCACUCAGACAUACACACAUUGACAUUUAGACAAACACUGAUAUACACACACUGACAGCCAGACACACACAAUCAAUCAUACGCACACUGACAUCCAGACAAACACUGAUAUACACACACUGACAGCCAGACACACACAAUCACUCAGACAUACACACACUGACAGGCCCCCUGCCCCUCCCCUCCCCUCCCCAAACAUUAACCAAUUACUUUUUCUAUUUUAGUUUAACUCCACCCAGCCUCCCUACCUUUGGAAGAGCUGGGUGGAUUUUCUUUUAUCUGGGGUCCAGUGGGUCUUCUUGCAGGGAGGGAGGCAGGCUUGCAGACACUUGGGCGGCUAAUUGUAAUCCAGGCGCACGGCACUGGCGAGGGAGCACUGAUUAGUGAGCGGUCUCUGCUCAGCUCCCUCGUGCGCCGCAGAGUGAUGCCGGGAGUCUGAAUAUGAAGUCAGUGCCGCCUGGAUUUUUAGUUAGCCGAAUGCCGCCAGGCUAACAAGGUAUUUGCCUGGGCAUUUGGGGAUGGCAUUUUUUGCCUCCCCCUGGAAAGUGCCGCCCAAGGCAAAUGCCUUGUUUGCCUCACGGCAAAUACGUCCCUGGCCAACCCUAGACAUAUUGUACAUAUUCCCUAUGGCUGGGACAGUUCUAUGUAGAGUUUUAAAGCUCUUGCUCUCUGGCUUUUUAGGCAGUGUAACUCUGUAACUCCCCGAGAAAGGAAAACCAUCUUUAUUCAACUGUUAGGAUUAAAAAAGUGUAGACACCUCAACAGACUCACUGUGGGGAAACAUCAAAGUAUGCACAGGGACAUAUAAAUAGCAUUAUAAUCAUGGAUCUCAUACGCACUGUACUUUAUCAAGACCACUCAGGUCUAGCAGUCCUGGUAGAGUACAGCGUGUACAAAAUGUGCUGAUCAUAUGCUCCCUGGAAAAACUGUAAGAAUCGAGCUAUUCAGAUGUGACUAACUUUCCCCCCCCCCCUUCUAUUUUUUAAAUGCAACAUCCACAUAGUACAUUACGAAAGGGCGCAAUCUGGAUUGUACUUUAUGUACUGCUGUGUUUAUAUCAAGAUGUAGUAUUUUCUUGAUUUUUUUUUUUUUACUACUAGUAUUACAUUCACAGGAUUUGAAGCACAAACCAUUGCAAAUAAGGAAGCAGCGCAAAGAAAAGGAGGAAGAAGAGAAAAGGAUAAUUGAUUUAGAAGAAGCACAGUUCCAGGCUGAACAAAGGAAAGAGGCCAUCGAAAAAGCAAAGAUACAGCUAUUUUAUGAGAAUGACAGAAUCAAGACAUUCCAUGUAUGCUACUCUCUUCCUCUUUGCAUUAUUUAUGGCAUAUAGCCUCAUAAAAAGGACACACUAACCACCAUAACCACUACAGCUCUUUUUUGUGGUUCUGUUUCCAAGAGUCUAUGAGUACCUCUCAAAGUUUGUUCUCAAAAUCUUUUGUCUCUCCCCAACACACUGCACUUGUACUAGUAAUGCAGGAAUGACACAUGUCCAUUGUGUGCAUUAGCAUGUGCAAAUCUGUCCAUCCUCGGAUGCCAAUGAUAGAGUGUAGGUGGUAAGUGCACGUAGACUCUCUUCACUGGAGCCAUUACAAUGAACAUUAGUGGUUAUGGUGCUUAGAGUGCUCAAUUAAGGUUAAAUUUAAAAAAAAUCUGAAUAUAAAGGAGUAGUUUAGAAAACCCUUGUUUCCUCCAGGAUUGUUUCCAUGCAGAGGCCUACGUUUUGUAAAUGUGUGUCCUAUUUAUCACAGUCAUGGGAUUUGUACCAUCUCCAUAAGAGGCAGCAUCUACCAGUUUCAAAAUAUGGGUAUUCCUGCCCUACAAGCAACCUAAUUAUUUAAUUUUCAUUGGAUAUCAAGGGGUGUACGCUUCCAGAGUGUUUUAUUUUAUUUUUUAACAUUUGGCAUUACUCAGCUGAUUUAUUUUUUAUUUUGUGAAAAUCAGAAUAUUUGUGAUAUAAGUGUGUAUUGUAAUUCUACAAAAAGAACAGCCCUAAAAAUUGUGUCAGUACAAAUGUAUCAGUAUUAUUUCUUAUGGAUUUAUACUCUAUAGAGCGCACUUUUACUCACUGAAGUAAUGAAAGAACGAGAAGCUCAAAUAGAAUUAAAGACGAAAAUGAUGAAUAUGAGCAGCAAACAAGGGAGUAACUACCUGGAACAAACGCAGCGUGACCUGGAACAAAGCAUUAUGAAAGACCAGGCUAAAGCGCGAGAGCAAACCAUAGCUGCGAUGAAUACGACAAGCGAGCUACUAAAGCAGUAUGUGAAAGCUGAUAUAUUAUUUAUACCUAAAUUCUCUAUUAAAACACUUUUACAAUGGAUAUUGCUUUACUACUAAAAAGAAAGCCCCAUGCCACUAUUUUCAUGCUGUAUUUUUACUAACAAUAUUAUAAAUAUGUUGAUGUCAUCUGAUGAAAUAUCCCUUAUUAUUGUGGUUCAUGAUAACUGGGUAAAUUGGGUGGCACACAGGGAUUAUGAUUUUGGUAGCCAGUGGCUGUACUUUAGGCUGACAACCAGAAAUUGUGAGGUCUGUGUGGACCAUAUAUGAGGAGUGUAAUACUUUCAUUUCUAUAGAAUAAAUGUCUCUUUAACAUGAUUUAUGAUUAUCUCAUUAACCUCACCUUAAACAAGUAUUACUACUCAAGAUCAUUUUUAUUUUUACAAUCCUGAAGGUGUUAAAGGAACAUGUAGGUGUAUGGUUAUCAAGCCAAAUCAUAGAUUAGAAAAUGACCUCAGACUUCAGCAUCAUCAAAUAUAUAUUUAUACAUGUAAAAUGUAGUGCAUGUUUUUAAAUUUUUUUACAAUAUCCUUUUGACUAUGAUUUGGCUACUUUACAGUAUGGGCCUCUAUGUUAGCAGACUGUCAAUUCUAGAAUAUAACUAUUCCUCAGUUCAGCAGUCAAUGAACAUACAUAUACAAAUUAUCUGUCUGAUUUUGCGGCUUGGAAUAAAAGACCCUAUGGCAAAAUAGUCCUUAAAGUUACUCAACAAAUGUAAACACAAACACUUCAAGUGAGUCUGUAGCGCCUUUUCAACUUUGCUUAAAUAUCACAAAGAGUCUCUAGCCAACGGUAUUCCCAUAGCAACGGCAGCACAUCCACUGUGGUUGUUGUGCUUGGGAGAACAGACAGAGCACCUUUUGGAGGUCUUUUCUGCUUUCGCUUGUUAGUCAAAUCGUCGUCAAAGAGUAUAAACCAAAAAUAUGACUGAGAAGUCGGAGGAAAAAACAAUUUCUAAAAAAAAAAUUUUUUCUCUCCCAAACUAUACAUUUGCUAGCACACUAUAUAGACCAUAUCGAACUCUUUUUCAAAACAGAAAGCUAAAAAUACAAGCUAAUUAAUACAUGUAAUUAAUAGGUUGAAUGUUUUACUUUUAUGACCUAUGUUUAAAGAAGGUUUUGUUGCAAUAAACAUGGUUAUAUGAUCUUGCUCUGUAGUUAACUAAAAAAAUUUUGUUUUAUCAGGCAACAUUUUAAUGUACUUAUUAGUAGUCUUAAUUCAUAUAUGCAAUUUUACAAAUCAAUCUAACUUUUAUAUUUAAUUGUAUUUCCGUUUAGGAUUGAGGAACACAAGCGUCAGUCUGAAUUAGAGAAAAUAGCCAUGCAGAGGGAAGGUGUUGAGAUUGAAAGAUUAACUAGGCUGCAUAAUUUCGAAAUGAACAAGCUGGCAAAAAUGAAAAUGGACCAGAAAAAGCAAAUUAUGGCGGAACACCUUGUGAGUAAUACAUGAUCACAAAUAAUGAGUAUUAAAAGGGAAUAGGACUUUAUUUGUGUCAGGGAUCGCCAGCCAUUCACACCCUAUCUUUCCCUGGUGGUCAUCCAUGGUAAUGGGGGACAUGUACCACUGAUUGCACAGUCUCUCUUCCUUGAAUAUUUUUUUCUCAACCCGAAAAACAAAGGGCGCUGUUAUAGGACAUUAUAUCCCUGCAUUAUUUGUCUAAUUCAAUGAGCAUAUGAUAUGAUGAACUGAUGAGGGCACAGGUUUUCACUUCUCAUGUUUGACUACAAGUAAUAGUAAUAACUCCAGACCAGGCCACUCUACCUCCUCACCCCUGAAGGUAAAAUGGGGAAUAUGAUAAAUAACCAGCAGAAGGAGCCCAAAUAAAAUCUGUUUUAUGGAUCUUCCUUAUUACAACUCUGCCCUCUGCUGGUCUUUGUGUCCAUCUCCUUAUUAACUUGAAGUGCUCUACAAUAGUGGAUCCUCCUGGUGCCCUGAGUCUACAGAUUAACUGCCCUUUUUUACCCAUUGUUAAGACACAAACCCAAUUACACACCUGUCACUAAAAGCCUCUCAUCUUUAAUAAGGAAGAGGCAUUGACUACGUUGGCUUAUUGGAUAUAAAUUGUAUUAUUCUAUUCGAUAUAUUCCCAUCAGUCAGUGAUAGCUAACCUUGACACUCCAGAUGUUUGCAGAGUACAGGGCACCUCUUGCCAUGCAGGACAUUCAGGAAUGGGCGGGAAAUGUAUAUUUAUGUAUUAUUUAUUUAUAAAAUAUUUUACCAGAAAGGAUACAUUGAGAUUUCUCUCGUUUUCAUCCUGUAUAACAAACAGAUCACCUAAAAGUCAGAUUCCUCUCACUAUGCACACGGUGUUUAUUAUCUGAAUGUGCAAUAUGAUGAAGAUAUGUAGAAUGAAUAAUAGGUGUGAAUAAGCAACAGGUCUGUAUGUAAUUAAUCAUCAUGUUUCGUUUCACUCUUUGCCAAGGCACAUGUUGCAAACAGAAAUUAUCUCAGACAGCUUGAGUUGCUGAAGGAAAAAGAAAAUGAAGACAAGAUUCAACGUUUCCUUCUCGCAAAGAAAAAGAUGGAUAACCUGAAAAAAGAGAGACAAAACGAAAUAGUCAGGUGGGAAUAUACAAAUUCCAAGCAACCCACACGCAUGUUCUUCUCCUUGAAAUACAUACAACUUCACCACUUUUGGUGCUUUACAAGGAAUUAUCACAGGGAAAAACCAAACAAAAACACCCCAAAACAGAAUUAAAAAAUCCGUUAGUCAAUCCCAGCCUGUAACAAACAUUUAUUGUUUCCCUAGACCAGUGGUUCCCAACCCAGUCCUCGUGGAACCCCUGCCAGUCCAGGAUUCAGGGUGGUUUUAGAAAAAAAGAAAAACACCUUGGCCACAACAGAGUGAUCCCUAAAUCCUGGACUGGUAGGGGUUUCCACGAGGACUGGUUUGGGAACCACUGCCCUAGACUAAACAUUUCCUAUACGUGCUCCCAUUUAAAGGUACAAUCUGGUGAAAAUGUUAUUGAGGUCUUUUAAAAAGCUACUUUUAAAAUACAUUCUCAUUUAUAAAAGCCAUUUCCAGUUUUCCAUUUAAACUUCACUGUAAUGAAAAGGGAGGUUCUUAACCCCUUAAGGACACAUGACAUGUCAUGAUUCCCUUUUAUUCCAGAGGUUUGGUCCUUAAGGGGUUAAAGGAACUCUAUAGUCACCUAAAUUACUUUAGCUAAAUAAAGCAGUUUUAGUGUAUAGAUCAUUCCCCUGUAAUUUCACUGCUCAAUUCACUGUCAUUUAGGAGUUAAAUCACUUUGUUUCUGUUUAUGCAGCCCUAGCCACACCUCCCCUGGCUAUGAUUGACAGAGCCUGCAUGAAAAAAAACUGGUUUCACUUUCAAACAGAUGUAAUUUACCUUAAAUAAUUGUAUCUCAAUCUCUAAAUUGAACUUUAAUCACAUACAGGAGGCUCUUGCAGGGUCUAGCAAGCUAUUAACAUAGCAGGGGAUAAGAAAAUCUUAAUUAAACAGAACUUGCAAUAAAGAAAACCUAAAUAGGGCUCUCUUUACAGGAAGUGUUUAUGGAAGGCUGUGCAAGUCACAUGCAGGGAGGGUUCAUAAACAAAGGGAUUUAACUCCUAAAUGGCAGAGGAUUGAGCAGUGAGGAUGCAGGGGCAUGUUCUAUACACCAAAACUGCUUCAUUAAGCUAAAGUUGUUCAGGUGACUAGAGUGUCCCUUUAAGGAUUCAUUGUAAAACCUCACCUGAAAUUUAACCAUUUCUGGAUACCUUGUCUUCAUAAAGCCAGUACAGCGGAGAAUGUUAAAUUCUGGAUACUUUAUAUUCAGAAAGCCAGAAAUGUGCUGGAGAAUAUUCAUAGCACAGUUCUAGAAAGUGGAAGGAAUCUAGGAGAACACGCCAAGAUAGACUCUAACCUUCCUCUAUGUAUAACUUAAAACAGAAAAGAAUUACUUGAUAAAUAUCUCAAGAGAUUUAACAAAGUACAAGAGCAGAUGUUUUCCAUAUAGAGCAGGCAUAACCCGAGAAUGGAAUCUAGUAACACAAGGAAGAUCACUGAAAUAGUUUAAAUAACUAAAUAGAAUGGGUGUCUUUUUUUAGCCAGAGUAUUUCACUGUGGUACACCUGUAGCAAUCUACACCUGUAGCACAAAAAAGGUAAAGGCUUUUGAAAUGUUUAGUAAUGCAGUUUGUAUAUAAAUCAUUUUUCUGAAACCUGGUCAAUACAUCAAAUAUUCAUUCUUGUAUGUAAAAUAAAAUGUGGGUUAUCAAAGUAACAGUUUGCUCUGCCUAUAUUUUACAAAUCAGAAAAACCUUAGAACGCAGGGAUCAAAUAAGUAAACACCUGGCGCAACAGAUCAAGCAGAAAGAGGAUAACGAAGACGAGCGCAUUGAAAAGGCUGUUGCCCAACGGGAUGCGAAAAGCAAAUGGGAGACCGAUAAAAAGGAAGAAAAAAUAAGAGCAGAUAUAAAAGCCAUCACGGAGCACAGAAUUGCCAUGGUAAGUAAAACUAAAUUCCAAGAUGAUCCAUCACUUUAAUGAUAAUACCAGCAGGCACACAUUUACUGGGGCAUGGUUUUGCAAAAAAAAAAAAAGGUAGACCUGUCUUGAGGUGUAUCCAAGGGUUGCAAUAUUUAAGAGUUUGAGAAUCAGUCUAUUGCUGCACACAAAACGUUAAUCAGUUAUUUUAAUGGUACUGUUUAAUGGAUAUCCGAUAAUGUUAAAGGAUCACUCUCAUCGUCACAACAAUGUUGCAUAAUUGCAUGGGCAACCUACUCAGACAGAGGUUUAAAACUACAGAAUUAAAAGACUGUGUUAUCUGUAAAUUUAAAGGCUGUAUUCUCAUUAAGAGGGGGCAGUCCAGCAAUUCCCAUUGGAUAGCUGACUCAGAUAAUCUUAUUUGUUUUGAAGCAUUUCUUUAGUUAAAAUGAACUCCAUAGAGCCUGCAUGGUUAACUCUCACAUGGGUCUUGUGUUUUAAACUUUACUUUUACAGAUAGAAACGAGUUUCCAUGAUUUGUUUGUAAUUUAUCAUAGAUUGCUCGUUAGAUCUAUACUUUUCCUUAUCAGACUUGUGGCCUAAUCACGCUGUCUGAGUGAAUUUUUUUACAUUUUUUAUUAAGUUGAGAGUAACGUGUACAAUUUAUGCAAUACAUUUUAGGUAAAAACAUAUGAAGUCACAGUGGUAUCACAAUGGGGACAUUAAUUGGAACAAUGACUAAGUGGCAAUAGCUGUUGCCUCGGUGUUUUAUAGAAAUAGCCAGUGUUCGGGCCUCUGUGAUAUAAACCAUAUUAUGGUGUGGUAUCUCAAGGGGGACAAUCAGUGAAACAAUGACCAAGUGUCAAUAAGUGAGACCGGUACUAAGUGUCAUUAGUUGUAUUAAUUUUGUCGCCUAGUAUAUAGAAAGGCCAGUAACCGGGCCUCGGUGAGUUCAGUAAGUUAAUCUGGUUUACCAAAGGAAGUCCCUGGUGGUGCCAAUCGUUGGGUGAUCCCUCUGCUCUUUAGAUGAUCGUGGCUCUGUGGCUCUGGGUGCCGGUGUUAGUCUCUUGACUUUAUUACUGGACGACUUGCUCUCAAUGUGGUUGCUAUCACUUGGGCCCUCUGAUUCCUCGGAUCUCUUGGUAGGUGAGGCGAGUCUCUGUGUUGGUCGGGUGGACAGACCCACAUGUUGCAUGAAGAGCUCUGGAUCGUCUUCCGAAGUCAGUGUCAAACUCUCUCCCCCUAUUUCUGUUAGGAGGGAACCCUCCACACCCCAGCGGUAUCGUAUGCUAGAGUUUCGCAUUUUCCUUGCUAUGGGUGCCAGUUUUCUUUUCUCUGUGAGGAUGGCGAAAGGUAAGUCGGGGUAUAUUGUCACCUUGUGGCCCUCGUUAGAAAUCGCCCCCAUUUCCCUGGAUCGUGUCAUUAUAGCAGACAUGUCUUGGGUCAUCAUGAUGACGUCUCUAGGUGCUUCACUUGGUGCCACCGCCAAUUUCCGCACACGGAAUGCCGAGGAGACCCGUGGCCUGUCCUCUCUGCCCCCAAUGCCCAUGUUUGUUAUGAGGUUGAGAAUAUAGGGCAGGAGCUGCUUGUUGGUCACUGUUUCAGGUACCCCCCUGAGACAGAGAUUUUUUCGCCGGUGUCGUGCCUCAAUAGUGGUCACUGUGCGUCUCAGUUGACACACCUGAGAGGUAAGCCCUUCCAGGUGAGUGUCCGUAGCUCGGAGUGUGUGUGUGUUCUCUGGCUGCUUCCAGUUCUUCUAGGUUGUGAACUCUUUGUCGCACCACCUCCAUUUCUGUCUGGACUUUUUUGAGGUCGGCUCCCCAGAUUUUCCUCAGUUCUGCCAGGAGUCUCUUUAUGUCCCCCUUUGUGGAGGGUGUCUCGUCCUCCUCCAACUCUGAUGAGCAGGAUGGGGUUUCCGAUUGAGGGGAGGGUAGUGAAUCCCCUUCGUCUAGCGAGGCGUCAGAUGCCGCGUGUGUACAGCGGGCCUCAGGCGCCAUCUUUGUGGUCUGUGAGAUUGCUGGCCACUCGAAGGAGACAUGUAUAUCUGGCUGGCAGGGAGGGGCUGGGCUUGGGCCUUGAGCCUUCUAAUUUUUUCACCCCAUCAUCUCGGUUGGAGGGGUGUCUGUGUCUCGGUCUGUAUCUCUGCGUUAUUCAUGGCUUUUUGUUGAUUUUGUUUCUAGGCCGAGCGGAGCUCUGCUAGUAGAUGUCCGCUCGGUAUCGCUGUUGGCCACGACCCCUGUCUGAGUGAAUUUAAUUAAAGUUUUGUUUGUUCUCAUAGGUGCAAGCGACUAAAUGUUUCUCGCCAGGAUCAAGUAGUCAUUGCAAUCCAUGGCUCUACUAAUAACGAUUCUCUGGUUAUUACAAUUAAGGCCAGAGGUUUUGUAACCGCUACUGGUUCCCUUAUUUACCACUAUAACAUCUUAAAGCAUAGAACUUAGUAGGGCUAACCAUACAGAUAUCUUAGCGAUAAUUUUAUAUAGUUAGUAAAUGAGCCUCUAUUUAAAAAAAAUAUAAAUAAUUGAGAAUACAAUAAAAAAUAAGGAUUGUCUUGGAAGCAAUAAAGUUUUGUCUUUUUGAUAUUUAUUAAAUAAAUAUAGACAAAAUCCAUUGCAAUAAUUUAUAGCAGAGUUUAAGAUUAAACUAAAUGCUUGCAAAUAUCAUUAAUAGGUUAACAUACCCUCCUGACCAUGUCAUCAUGUCAGUCUCUGUCAUUUUAAGAUGGAGCAGCAUCUGUCUCCAAGUCUCUCCUCUGUCUCUUAACAUUUAAAAGUACACCUAUUUACACCUUAGGUGUCUCCAUAUUAGGGUUACCGUAGUUCAUUUACUUUAUUCAUUUUAGGACCUCCCUUAAUUUGGCAAACAUACAAGGCCAUAACUAAAGAGUGCAUACAUCAAGGAAAUUUUCCUGACUUAGUUCAAGAUGGCAUCUUAAAGUCUGAACAUCCUUAUCUACUUAAGGUUACCACAGUAGAUUACAUACUGAAAGCGUAGUAGCAUAGCCUUGAAGCUUGUUUAUGCAUUAUUGUAAUUCGUCUGGGACAAAAUGGCGCAAACAUAUUAUGCACUGUAGGUAGUUAAGAGGUUAUUGCUUAACCCCUUAAUGACUGAGCCAAAUUUACACGUUGUGAACAAAACAAAACGUAAACCAAACCUGGCAUUUGUGAUACAUGUCUGUCCAACUGUAAUUCACCUCUUUCAUAUUAAAUGCACCCACACUUAUUAGAUAUCAUUUUAUUAAGGGGAAACAGGGCUUUCAUUUAAUAUCAAAUAUUUAGCUAUAAAACAUAAUUUAACAUGAAAAAAAUGGGAGAAAAAUUAUUUUUUUAGUUCUACAUGACAUUUUAACUGUCAAUGUCAUAAUACUGUUUGCUUUUACUGCAAUAAAAUAUACAUUUGUAUUCAGCGAUGUCUCACGUGUAAAACAGUACCCCCUAUGUACAGGUUUUAUGGUGUUUUGGGAAGUUACAGGGUCAAAUAUAGCACGUUACAUUUGAAAUUGAAAUUUGCCAGAUUGAUUACGUUGCCUUUGAGACUAUAUAGUAGCCCAGGAAUUAAAUUUACACCCAUAAUGGCAUACCAUUUGCAAUAGUAGACAACCCAAGGUAUUGCAAAUGUGGUAUGUCCAGUCUUUUAUAGUAGCCAUUUGGUCACAAAUAGUGAUGUGCCAAACGGUUCGCCACGGACUUAUCAUUGAGUAAACUUUGACCCUGUACCUCACAGUCAGCAGACACAUUCCAGCCAAUCAGCAGCAGACCCUCCCACCUUUUAGUCGUUGAACGGCGAACCGUUCGGGACAUCACUAGUCACAAACAUUGGCCAAAGUUAGCGUUAAUAUUUGCUUCUAUGUGAAAAAUGCAAAAAACGCCAAUUUUGGCCAGUGUUUGUGAGUAAGUGGCUACUAAAAAAGACUGGACAUACCCCAUUUGCAAUACCUUGGGCUGUCUACUAUUGCAAAUGGUAUGCCAUCAUAGGGGUAAUUUUCAUUCUUGGGCUACCAAAGGGUCUCAAAGGAAACGUAACCAAUCUGGCGAAUGUGAAAAAAAUGAAACAAGCCUUAGUUGACGCUGUAACUUUUGAAAACACCAUUUAAAAAAAAAGGUACAUGAGGGAUACUGUUGUACUCGGGAGACUUCACUAAACACGUGUGUUUCAAAAUAGUAAAAAGUAUCACAGCAAUAAUAUCGUCCGUGUAAAUGCUGUUUGUGCGUGAAAAAUGCAAUAAUGUCACUUUUACUGGCGAUAUCAUCAUUGUAAUACAUUUUACUGUUUUGAAACACUAAUAUUUGUGUUCAGCGAAGUCUCCCGAGUAAAACAGUACCCCCCCCAUGUACAGGUUUUAUAGUGUCUUGGAAAGUUAUAGGGUUAAAUAUAGUGCUAGCAAAUUAAAUUCCCUAUACUUUCGGCAUGGGUUGUCAGGCAGGUUCCGCUAAUUAUAAUUAAUUAAGAUACCUAAUUAUGUAAAAAUAUUUCAUAAAUAUAUAUGUAGAAUUAGUGUGUGUGUGUGUAUAUAUAUAUAUAUAUAUAUAUAUACAUACACUUUUUUAAAUAUUUUUAUUUAUAUAGGUAGUGAUAUAUAUACAUAUUUAUGUAUAUAGGUUUAUUAUGUCGUUCUACGUGUAAUUUGAUAUAAAUAUAUAUAUAUUAUCACAAUACAGUUAGAACGAAAUAACCCAUCUAUAAAUUUAAUUACUUAUUUUUAUUUUUUAACGUAUUUACAUAUAUAUUUAUAUAAAAAAAAAAUUUAAUCAGUAUCAGUCUACAUGUAAUUUGAUAUAUAUAUUAAUAGUAAAAUAUACCUGUGUGUGUGUGUGUAUGUGUAUAUAUACUUAGAUCAUGGGAUCGCUAGCAACCGGGUAAGUAAAAAAAAAACCGUGGGGGCGUACUAUUACGCCCUGCGGCGUUUAGAGCCGCUUAGAAUAGGGCGUAAUAGUACACCCUCCGGUUUUAAGGAGUUAAAGAAACAGUUAUGAAAAACCAAUAUGUUCUUUGCAAUAUCUCAAAGACAAAGUACACAGUUUAGAAAUACAACAUUUCAUUCUAAAACUUAGGGGCAAAUACAAAUAUUUUUAGAACAACAGUUUUGCAGUUAAUCUUUGUAACUGUUGUGGCCACAUGUAGUAAGUGUAAUAAGAAUAACGGCCGGUUUACACUUUCUACACCGAAUGUCUACAGGUGUUGCUACAGAAUCUGUUGCGUGGAUAUUCUAACCAGACCCAUAGUAUUUAGGGCUUACAUUGAAUUUUGCUAGUCAUUUGGACACGGGUGUAGUUUAUAGGUUCCCUUCCUGUGCUACAUAUUCUGUUAUGUAAAUACUCACAAUUAAGGGAAUUGCUAGUCUUGCAAUUCCAUUCCAGUAACAAGUAUGUGACUAAGUUUGAAACUGAAGAAAAAUGUCAUAAUUAAAAUGGUUUCUUCUAUAAACUAAAUCAAGCCUUAAACUGUAGUUUAAAAUCUCACUAAGUAAAAGGAAGUUAAAUUGGUAAAAUAGCCUCUCUUAUCUAUUAUUAGGGUCAGGGGGAGUUAAUCUCCACGGUUAAGAUAAAUUAUGGAAAAUAUAUAUUUUUUAAGAUACCUAGAUAAUAAAAAAAACUCUGGAGUAAAACUAAUUUUAAUGUAGGAAGUGGCAAAGUUGUAUCAGUAGUUUAAAACUGCAGUAACAUAGGAUAUUUUGUCUUAGGCAAACUACCGUACAAUAAGUGUUUCUUCUUAUGGUGCCAGGACUUUUUUCAGCUUUUAAAAAAAUAUUUUCUGGAGAUAACUGCCUCCCUUCACUGUCAGUCAGCCAAUACUCUCUUCCUGGCUGGAAAUAUGUUUUGUGCAUCACUCCCAUCUGGUCUUAGUACACAAAGCAUGCUAACCACAGACAUAUUGUAAACCAAUAUUAUUUGGCAAAAAUGGUCAGAUUGUUAAAAUUCCUAUAUAAAUUUUUUUUUAUUUUUUUUACACCUGCUCUGCAGUCAUCUCAGAGAUUUGCCAUCUUCCAUCUAGAUAUGAGUAUGGAUUAGGGUUGCAGAUCAAUCAUGAUUUUUAGGACAUAUAACUAACACGCCGAAGGGCAGGGCACGAAAAGCACUGCAAUAUAUAGUAUUGAAUGAAUUUGUGUUAUAAAAUAAGUGAUGUGUCCCUGAAAACAUGGUGACCUGGACCCAAAAGGUCAGCAUAUAGGAAGACUUGAGAACCAGAAUGGAUAUGGAUCAGUCAUACAAGACCAUGCAGUUCUGGGAGCUAAUCUUCUCCUUAGAUGUUCUAUUUAUCUCUUUUUUAAUAUAUGUUUAUUCAUGCAGAAAAAGAAACAGGAGAUGGAAGAAAAAGAGCAGAAGUUGAAUGCUUUGCAAGCUCUGCAUGCCAUCAAAGAAGCAGAUAAUCUCUUCCUUGCACAGAAGAGAGAAAACCAAAGGAGAGCUGAAGAAGAUGAGAAGAUGACACAGACAGCACAGAUUCAACAAAUUGUAAGAUAUCUAGCAUCUAUAAUGCCAGCAGAGCUAAUGGGAGGAGGGCUUGAGCGUAAAGGAACAUUCUGGACCAGGGGGUGGGAUCGUGGGUUUUAGGCCUCUGUUCCACACCCUAGAGGCAUACAAACUACAGUCCCAUGCCAACAGUAAGUUGUAUACAUCCUGAAACAACGCAAGCACACACUGAAGACUAGAUACCAGAAACCUGACCAUAUGACCGUGAACCAAACAUGACCAAUAACUAGUUCAAUUAAGGCUUGAAGGUCUGCCUGUCGUGUACUAGCCCACUCUGCAGGCUCUGAACCGACAAUCAAGAUAUGUAAUUGAACUCAGCCUUUACCGGUAUACUCUAAGUUCCCAGAAAGAUACACCCUUGAACAGACCCGUUACAUAGGUUGACGCGUGAGAGGUCAUAUAGUAUUCACAUAAAGUGAAUUGUUGAAGCACUCCAUGCCACAUGGAGUUUGAGGUCAGUGUAUUCUUUAUGCAAGUUAUCCCCUGCAUCGUUUAUAUGCAUUGUACCUUUUGACGCAAGCUGAAUUAUACUGUAUUGGAAUAUGACAAAUCCAAAAUAAAGACAAAAAAAGGAACAUUCUGGACAUUGAGAUAAUGUUAUGGUACACAGUGUUCCUAUAAGGAGGCAGGCAUGAAUUCAUUCUUUAUCUCAGUCUCCCCAAUGUUUCUGAUUUUAAGCUGGACAAAAAUGGCUAAAAGAUCUCUGGGCCAAGAAACAAAAUAGAAAACUCAAUGCGGUUUAUUUACUGAACACGAAAUUAUAAUGAAAGUCAUAGUGCAUUUAAUCUGGGAAAGAUUCUCCAACUCUGAUUUAGUCACAGCUUGACUAUUUUACCAUACAUCUUGAGAUAAGAGACUACCACACAAUAAUAGUGGAUUUAUUCACAUAGAUUGGAGCAUUACUCAGUUUCAUACUGAUCCUCAAAAUUAAAUCUUUUGUGUGUGUAUAUAAAAUCUCACUGUCCUGGCGUUAAAUGUAGGGCUAGAGCCUUUAGCCACAUUAAAUUGCAGCCCAUAAGCAACAACUGUAGCACUCUGAAUAAAGACAACACCAAUUGACCAUUCCUCUGGUCAGCUGUGUAUCCUGGGAUGACAUCUGAAAUACACAAACACCAUAAAUGAUCAUUCACAUGCUGCUGUUGAGGACUCACUUGUCAGGAGUCAACGGGUUUUGCUCUACUAAAAUCCAAAAUUCAGUGACUUCUAAACCAUUGAGUGACUGUCCUACUUCCUGGUCUGUGCCUCCGUUGCUUUUAUUUGCAGGCAGCUCAGCUUUCUUUUGGCCGUUUAAAACCUAGACCCACAUUAACUCUUAGACUAUGCAUUCACAUUUCUAAACUGGUAUUGUGAUUUUAUUGUUUUAGGCUGAGAAGAUGACCAACUCUCAGUUGGAGAAAGAAGCAGAAGUCAACUAUGCUAAGAAAACCAAUAUCUUACUCUCAAAAGAGGAAGAGAAUUUUCAAGAGUAUGCAAAGCAAGUGAUUGAUUCAGUCUCCAAAGCUGGCAGAAACCCAUAUCCACUUGUAAAAGCUGCUCAGAAAGGAACAGGUGGUGGUCGUGGCCCCGUUUUCUCAGGUCGAGGAGGAAUUCGACCUAGUUACCUAGUCCAGGACACCAGCGGGGUUCAGUUACCUGCUUAUAAGAAGGAUUCCACUCAACAAAUUAAAGAGAUCUACGAUUCUGGAGAUAUCCAAAAAGGAAAGACAAAGCUUGGAUUUACAUGGUAGUAUGAAACCGCAAUAGAAAGUCUUCAUAAAAGAAUGAAAUGUUAAACCUAAUUUUUGACUCUCUUUGCCUUUUAUUCUACUAAUGUGUACAAGUUUAGAAGCACAGACUACAUUUGAACACAUUGUUUAUUAAUUGAGAGAUAAUCACCUGAACUCUUGCAUUAAAUAAAUCCAUAGUCCUGAUAUUUACAUUUUAACAGCUGUAAUUCUAAUUUAGUAAAAAUGGUUAAUCUUUCAAUAGCAUUAAAUACAAUAUUUAUCUUGUUACAGCAGGAACAGAUGCUUAUAUUUAUAUGAGAUGCAGUAGGAAUUUGGGAAAAUCUAGCGUGUGAAUUUGUGAUGUGGUAUAUGGGAUGUAAUUGUAUGGGGAGUGAGAGGGGUGCAGUUUUAGAAUUUAUUUUAUCUUAAUUUAAAAAUGUUUUAUAGUUUCCUUGCUGCUUUUAACCUUGGGCCCGGGAGGGGGAACAUGAAGAUCUCUAGAGGUCGGUGAUUGAGAGCACUGUGUUGUAUUGGAGCAUCCCCGUGGUAAUCAGUGGCAGCACUCUUAAUAGUCAGGGCUCACUUAAAGAAUAGUCUGCACCCAGCGGAGGUACAGACUCGCGUUUCCCAGGCACACUAGUUAAUCUGUUUUGACCCACUUUUUUAGCAAAGAAAAAUUAAAACCCCAAAACAAUCUACUAUGGACUUCUAUUUGUACACAUUCUGCACAAUUUGACUUCAUGAAACAAUGAAUGAAAGUACACUUCAGGCUUUUAAUUGAAAUAAGAUUUUAUUAAUAGAAUUAACCUAGCAGACCACAGGGAAUUUGCAUAAAAUGCCCUUUUAAUGCCUUUCUAGAAAGUAGCUAAAAUAUUACAGUACAGCUUUAAAAGUUUGUGUAUGUGACAUUUCCUCUUUAAUGUCUCACUAUUCACAUUUGAGGAUCCCUUGCACAUCUCAGCAUUGCUUUACCUACAAAUACAUAAGGAAAAUUUGUAUGGCACUAAAGAGAUACAGCAAUUGUACACCAAAAUUAUAUGCACCUCUGUACACAUUAGGAUUGUUCUUGGAUCCUCAUCUACUAGGGAAAUCUGAUUAUCUGUGGGAAAAAAAACCAAUAAAACGAGACACUAGAAGACCGCUUUAACCCCAUUGAAGAAUUAUAUAAAACCACCAGCAAGUCAGAAAGAACAAGAUUAGCAGUAUUACACAUCACAUCUAAACUUUAAAAGACUAUUCCCGAAAGAGGGAACCAGGGGUUAAACACUUUUUUUUGCAUAUUACUCAGGUUAAGCCGCUGAACAACGACGACAGAAAAAUCAGAUUAGUGUUCGUAAUAUAUUUUUUUUCUUCCAAAAAAACACAAACAAAACUUGCACCCCUGGUUACUACCAAUAAGGCCCAGUGCAGGUUUAAAAAAACAAACAAAAAAAAAAAACAUACACUACACCAGGACUUCGUAUUAUAAAAUAUAAAAACACUGCUUUUACUUACACAAUCCAAUAAAACGUUGACAUUUCAGCUCCCAACUGAGAGCUUUCAUCAAGACAACAAACCUUUGUUAUUGUCCUGAUGAAAGCUCUCAGCUGGGAGCUGAAAUGUCAACAUUUUAUUGGAUCGUGUAAAUAAAAGCAAAGUUUUAUAUUUUGUAAUACUAAGUGCCUGGAGUGCGUUUUUUCCUUAUCUAAGAACUGGUUAGUCCUUGCAACCUGAUGCACCUCUUAUCUGUAAGUCGCCCGUGAGACCACUCUUUGGUGGUAUUGUGUGUGGGGGUGGGGGUUGUAACAUUUGUUAAUCAUUACAUUCCACUUGGCUAACAGCAGUCACUGUGCUGUUCCAAACCUAGUUGGGCCACAUUAAAAACUGAAGUUGUUACCCUCUCUUACAUAGUCAUUGAAGAAUUUGUUUUAACAGGAACAGUUAUAGUUUAAAUAUCACCGUUCGACAGUUGAACAGUAUCCAAAUCAGACACUACUUAAAAAACAAAAACUCUUUAGUUCAAUUCUCUUUAAUUCCAUCCAUACCCCAGUUAUUGCAAAAUCCAUAGAGCAGCCGUAUUAUACUUUACUACAAGGGUUAAAGAGUUAAUCCAACCUUCUUGAUCAAGUCUGCUUUUAGAGGUGGUCAUUAAUCAAGCAACAUGUAUGUGCAGCGUUUCAACUUAAACACUUCUUAUACAGAGUAAUCUUUGAUUUUGUUUCUGGGUGUAAUUUCACCUACAACCAAGGCAGCCAGUAACUGUUCUGGACUGCCUAAUCUAAUGUGAGGUCUGUGCCGCUGCCCGCUGGUGACUGACAUAUUCAGCUUCUUCCCUUACAGGCAAUACUGUGAACGUGCCAGCAAGACUAAGUCUGUUAGGCUAUAUGCGCACACGGUCUGUCUCAAUCCAAAUCUCCCCCCCUUCCAUAAUGCCAAUAAUCAAUCUCUUCCUAACGCCUCCUCGCAAAAUAUCAAAUUGGUCCCUACAACUCAAUUUCCCAGCCCCUUGUCUACUGGUGAACAGGCACAUGUGACAAAAACAAAGUUAUGGUAAUUUGUAGAACUUAGCCUGGUGCUAGAUUCUGGGUAAGUUUUUAAAAAACAAUUUAAAAACAAUUAUUUGGGCAUUUCUCUUUACGAGCGAGUAACUAAAGAGAAAUACAAUAUAAUUAAAAUUACAAUAUAACAAAAUUAUAUAAUAGAGGUGGAGUAACCCUUUAACCCCUUAAGGACACCUGACAUGUGUGACAUGUCAUGAUUCCUUUUUAUUCCAGAAGUUUGGUCCUUAAGGGGUUAAUGACCAUCAAGACAGCAGCAUGGCACUAGUAAAUCCAAAAUGGGUUCCUUGCUUUCUUCAAAUAUAGCCCUAUAAAUACAAAUAAUGUGAUGAAUACAGUGUACAAGAGUCACAUGGUUCACACCCUAGUAGGAAUUCAUGUUUAAAAGCCUUCACAUGUCUGAUGCACACAGUUUUGGUAAAUUAAAUUCAAGAAAGUGAAGCCACAACAAACAGUGGACAAAAAAAAAAAAAGUAUCAACCAAAGCAUCUAAAUUAAGUUUCACUUUGAUUAAAAACAAACAACUACAGUUAUAAACCAUUAAUCAUUUACAAUAAACAAAACAUGUAUAACUUCACAGAACAGUAAAUCACGGGUAAUCAUCAAGUCAGUCUGAUACGAAGGGGUCAUUUACCACAAAGGAAUUCACUGCUUGGAAGGCCUGUGUAGAGCAAAAGAAAGAACUGUGCCGCAGCACUGGGUUAAAUAAACACAAACCACAAUAAUAGAUCUUUAAUAACUAUAUUAUGAUGUCAAGAAAACACACACGCUGGAACUGAACAUUCUUCUCUAGAAUGCAUUACAUACCCAAACAAGGAAGUAGCCAGUCAGGACCCUGUAUUGGUCUUCUGACUUUUCAAAACGCAGACUUAAUCACUAAAAUACAGGCACAGCAAAGCUUUUUGUGCAGAGCAGGAAUUUUUUACAGUUGUAUGGCUUUUUUUUUUUUUUUAACUAAUGAAAUUAAAUGAAAAAAUCUGCAACUCCCAGAAAAGAUUGCUGUGAUUCUAAGGAGAUGCACAACUUUGUAACGGAAGAAGCAAGAGUGUUUGGGAGAGACAGAAACUUAGCUGUGACAUCACAUACACAGGUUCUAGUAAGCAGCAUACAGCAUUAUUUCAAUGAGAAGGCCCUGGGGCAGAGUAGACAUGGUUAAAAGAAUGCUGCAAAACAUUCAAACUAUACCUAAUUGAACAUGUUGGCGAAAAAGCAAACAAAACAAAACCAUUUAGGUCAAAAGCUAUAAAAUUUAUAAAAGCUGUGUUGGCACCAAAAGAUUAGUGUUGGGAAAAAAAAAAAAAAGACAACCAGUUUCAAAUUGUUUGCAAAAAUUCACAGUUUAGUAAAUAUAAAGAUGUCCAAAAUUAAUCAAGACUGUUCACUAACCAAAUAAGGCUGGGGGAAUUAGUUUUCAAUUAAACCCAUCUCUGGAAUAGUUUGUCAUAAUUGUUCAAGAAUUAUAAAAUUUGGCAAAAAAGAAAACUCUAAAAGACACACAUUUUAAUAUUUAUAAAGCGCCAACAAAGUCUACAACGCUGUACAGUAGGUGGACUUACAAACAAGUAGUUGUAACAAGGCAAGUUGAAAUAAUAGUACUCACAGGUUCUGGCAUGGAAAAAAAAAAUCCUGUUAGCACAUACUGGAAGAUCUCCACAAAUAAUCUAAGAUUGAUAUUUAUCAGUCAAUUUUGGAGCAGAGUUGUAGAACAAAAACAAUCACCAUGGAACACAAAAGAAUGCUUGUGAUGUUUUGCUUUGCUUUAAAGGGAAGUUCAGGACAUCAGGAAGAUAUCAUUAGUAUUAUAAAAUAGUAAAGAAAAAGUCACAAAAAAUAAUAGGUAACUAGCACCUUAAACAUGCAGUCUAACAUACAUAACCACUGCAUCAUUUUUGUAGUGGUUAUGGUACUAGUACACUGCAGGUGCUGCACCCCAGGUUCUGGGUCAAACUGUUUGGAUAGCUUGGCAAAAACCUGUAUCGGGGACCCACAGUUUCAGUCAAACCAAUCAAAAGCAUUUUGAUCACAAACCAGGGAUGUGCCCGCAGCCUAAUAAUCCCUUACCCACUAAAGAAUGUAGUAAUUAUAAUGCAGAGACAGACUGCCAAAUUCAAGGUAAACCACUCUACACUCUAAAUACCACAGAACAAACUACUGGAAAUGUAAUGUUACGUUAGGCCACAGCCCUGAAGAUGUAGAGAAAAUUCAGACAAGUUUAACAGCAAGAUGCUAAUCAAAGACGGAGUUUUCAACUAGUCUAGCAUUUUCUGCAUCGAUACAGUUCCUUAUCAAAUUACAAACUUACUCCAGAGUAGUAUAACGAUUUGACCUAAUGAUACCACAGGGCAUUACAUGGCAACCCUGGAACUAACUGAAAACAAUAACGCAGUAUUGCAAUUCAUGUGUUUAAUAACCUUUCACAUGCAUGGGGGUGUGGGUCUAUACACACAUUUUUAGAUAUUUCUGUAGAACUUUCCCUUUGACCCCUUAAGGACCAAACUUCUGGAAUAAAAGAGAAUCAUGACAUUUCGCACGUGUCAUGUGUCCUUAAGGGGUUAAGCAAGUAGAGCAGACACAAAUCAGCUUCAACAUAUGUACCCUGAACAUACAGUAGUUUAUGGAAAUACAACACUUACUAGUUAACACCUCAGGAAACGUGCACCAUAUUUAAGCAGUUGUUCAUUUUCAUCCAGCAAUUAAACUUAUUUAGUGCCAUAAUGUUUUCUAAGAUCACAAUGAUUAGAUUAAAUACAUCAUUGAGAAUGGAUGUCUGCAAAGGUGUAACUUGUGUUUCUGUACAGGAAGGAGAUCUAUAUAAAAACAGUCGUAAUUCUAUAGUUUCACAACAGUUUCAAUUAAAAAACAAAAAAACAAAAAAAAAAAACAUAGGUAAGCACUCAAUCAUUUCCCUAAAUAGUACUGGAACUGAGAAUUUAGCACUUUGCCAAGCACUGUAAUUACUGCAUGUCAAUACAGAACUAUAUAAGCCUAAACAAAGCAUGAUUUCAGUAUUUUAUUUUAAAACAUAAGAGAUUUGGAUAUACACAUGCAUUUUCUGAAACAAAACAAAACCCCUUUCGUUUCAGCAGCUAAAGUGAUAUACAGAAAAACAAGGACUUAAUUUUAGGUUUUAACAAAGUAUUACACCUAAAUUCUUUUUCAUUGAAGGUUUAUUAAAACUUCAGCAAUACAAACGUUCCAUAUUGAGGAUUAUCAAAAAAGGGAAAAUAAGUCCAAAAAAAAAGUUACAAUUUUAAAAUAAAGAAUGUCCCUCAGUAUACAUCUCCCUAACAAAUAUCAACAGAAAAGGGAAACGAGAGUAUUUACAUUUCAUUUUUCAUUUUUACCAUCAACACUUCUAGGACUAGAUUCACUAUUUAUUUUCUUUUCCUUUGUUUGAGAAUUAUCCCGAUCUCUACUCCUGGAUUUUUGGUUGGUUUCCUUUUCACGAGACGAUCUUGGUGCCUUUUCUCUAUCUCUACUUCUGCGAGUCGAUCUUUCCUCCCUGUCAUUACCAUGUACUUUCUUGGAGUCUGGACUUUUAUUACGAUCUCUGCUUGUUUUUCUAGCCCGUUUAUUCUCUGGGCUACUACUCCUAGAAUGCCUUCUUUUGUGGCUUUCAUGAUUUGUGGACUUUCUCUGUGAAUUUCUGUCAUCUUUUCGAGAGGAGUCUUUGUUCUUGCUUUGACUUGAAUCUCGAUUUGAAUCCUUGGAUUCGUCCCUAUCCUUGUUUUCUUUAUUUCUGGAUUUAUCUGGUGUCCGCUUUCUAUCGCGACUCCUGGAUCGGCCUCGUCUUUUAGUUUCUCGAUCCCUGCUUCUUGCACGGUCUUUACUUCUAUUGCGGUUAUGGUCUCUGCUUCUUGACCUGGCCCUCCUGUUAUUGUCCCUGCUUUUGCUCCUCUCUUUACCUUUACUAUUGGAACGAGGCCGUGCUCUUGUAGAGUCCCGCUCCUUACUUCUUGAUUUUCCAUGCUUCUCUCUUGAUUUUUCGCGCUCUUUGCUUUUACUUUCUGCUCUCUCACUUUUCAGAGUGCUGUGUUUAGACCUUUCCUUACUUCUGCUCCUAUCCUUGUCUUUUCCUUUGUUAUUACUGUUUUUAUCUUUUUCUUUCCCUCUCUCAUGAUUCCGAUCAUUGCUUUUGGAUCUUGCCUUUGCAUCAUGCCUGCUGAGUUUAGCAUCUUUGUUACUUUUGGAAUUUUCUUUACUUUCACUUCGGCUUCCCGAUUCUGUCCUCCUCCUACCCCUACUUUUGUUUUGUUUUUCUUCCUUAUCGUCUUCUUUUUUGGACUCGUGGUCUUUGCUGCUUGAUAUGUCUUCUUUAGGUUUCCUAUCUCGAUCCCCUCGUUUCACAGGACUCUCAGAAACUGGUCUUUCAUCAGUUGGUUUAUGUUCUCUUUCUGGGCUUUUCUGAUUGUCUUUGUCAUUUAAUUCACUCCUAGAAAGAAAAAGAAAAAAAAAAAGUUAUUUUUUUUAAACAAAAUUAUACAUACACACACACACACACACCUCAAAUGAUCUAAGCUUAAUUCAGAAACAUGGUUUCAUACUUCAGAGUAUAUAAAAUACAGAGCAAUAUUUCCAAUUAAUGUGUUGCUCUUUAACAAGUUUAAACAAAAUGCCUCACACAUACACACACAGGAGCCAAAUAAACUAACCAGUAUACACUACCUCCUCUAAUUCCAUGCAUGCACCGUGAAUUCGUUGAUGACAGUACAAAUCACAGAUAAGCUUUGUGAGCCCUUUUCGUCUUUAUGGGCACCACGACACAUACUCUGCUUAAAGACAUCUAUGCCACAUAAAGAACAUGCUGUAGGUUGUAUGCUUUGAGCAUCCUACUGGAUUAGCUGAAAACCCUGGGUAUUUGUUAUUUAUAAUUGGUGGAGGUAUACACAAUAAACGGAAAUCUUCAGGAUUACGCACUUGUCUCCUUUGAUCCAGCGCUCCCCACUAGAAUAUCGCAUUCUUUGGGUCCUCUGCAUUUCUUGCCUCCAGUGUGGGGGUGUCUCACUUCUCCUAAAGCGAUCUCUGGAUCUAGAUCUGGACGGAGUUCGGUACCGCUGGGGGAGAGGAAAAAACUAUUAAAUAUGGAUGCAUAAUAGGUUCCCCACCCCACAUAGCUAAAGCAAUGAUCAACUUGUUUACCAUUUGUGUUCUAUUGAAAAUUAUAUGCUUAAAAACCAAGACUACUUGUAAAAUUCUAUUUUUAGAUAAAAACCACAUUUCUUACAGAACACCACACCAUGUUGCUUAACUACAUUUCCUAGGAUUCUAAUCCAGUUUAUUUUUUAUAUAUUUACUUCUACAAGAAAAAUUUUAAUUGAACUUUAGUUUGAAAAUGACACCUUUGAAUAAAACUGACAGUGUUCCUAUCUUGAACAGAAUUUACAUCACACUUUUUGUGCUCUAGAAGAAGCAGCAAUCACAACCUGUGCUAAAACAGAUUACUCAUGGACAGCACUAGUACACUCCUGUCCCAAUAACCACUACAUGGUGUUGAAUUAGGGUUUUCCUUUAAAAAAAAAAAAAAAUUAAAAUAAAGUUUCUUCAUGUGAUAAUUCAUUUUCAUUUAAAAUGUACAUUAAAGAAUUAGUGACUGAUCUAAGCCAGAAAACACAUUGUAAAUAUGGUGAUAAAAAAAAAAUCUUAAUAAAUUGCAUAAAUAUUUACAGAAAAUUUGACAGAAAAGUGACAGUGGCACUUUGAUAAAUCCAUGGCUUUAUUUUAACUCAACUCUAUACUCUCAGUCCAAUGCAAAGAGCAGGGCUUGUAAUAAUGACCGACAAGGAAUCAAGAUUGAAGAGGCCAGUUUCAGAAUACAGAGAAAUACAACUGUAUGGAUAUUUUCAUGCCAAUUAACAGUUUGCAGCAACAACAACAAAAAAAAAAGUUUUUUUUUGUUUGUUUUUUUAAUAUAACCAUCGUAGGAAGGAAGAAUUCCUAUUAACUGGAAGAGAUGCUGGGAAAAUAACAGCUACACAUUUCUUCUCUACAAUAUUACACUUGGCAUUUAAUUCUUCAACAAAGAUUAUAAAAAAAAACUAAAAAUAAAAACUUGGCAUAUAAUUAUGUUGUACUAAAUAAAAUGUAAAAGACAUUGAAAGAAGGGAAAGAACACCUUUAAGGGUACUUACUCUGGGACCCCUCCCUUUGAUUUUCCGUCCAGACCUGGUUACUAGAAGUCUCCUCUGAUAGAAAGAAGCCUGAGAGUUGCUAAAAAUAUAGAAAUUGAAAAUUGAAUGCAUACCAUUGCCUAGUUUGUCUUCUAUAAUUGUAACCAAUUCCUUCUAAAAUAAUGUUAUUCCAUUUAACUUAACCUCAUUUAAUGUAUAAGUGGCUUGUAGGUCCCUUAUUCCAAAAUGCAUUUAUCUGUACUGAAUCUCAGCAGCCAUUUUGCUCCUAAGUGGCCUAAUUUAUCCAAAACCCUCUGUUGAGAAUUUAUAUUUCAUUCAGACACCUUAUUUUGUGUCAUCUACAAACACUGACAGAUGACUUUCAAUAUCCACUCCAAGAUUAUUUAUAAAAUGGAUUGAAAGAGAAGUGGACCAAGUACAGAACCUCAAGACACACCACUUUUGUCCAGUUUGAUAAUUUUCCAUUUACAACUACGCUCUGCACUCUAUCUUUAAGCCAAUGUUCAAUUCAAGAACAAAAUUUUCCAUCUAAAACGACUUAAUUUAAUAGUAACCUGUUGUGUGGAAUUGUAUCAAAUGCCAUUUGUAAACUCCAAGUAGAUCACAUCCACUAGAACUCGCCAAUCUAUAUUUCUACUAACUUCUUCAUAGAAUGCAAUUAAGUUAGUUAGUUUGGUAUGAUCUGUCUUUCAUCCAUACAUAUUCUAUUCAUUUAAAUAAGGGGUACACAACACUGUCCUUUCACAAGGAUUUGCAGCUAACAGCGGUAGGGUCAAAGUUGUAUCCCUCCCCAUUCAUUUACAUAUGUUACAAAAUAAAUCUAUUUUGUUCUGCACUCCAUGUUACUAUACCAAUAUUUUCAUAUUCACAACAAUUACCUCUCUCUCUCUCGUUCCCGGUCAUUUUGGCGGCUUUCCUUCUCUUCUGCUCUUUGAGGGCUUUUCCGCAUUAGAAAUUUGUUUUCUGGUACAGUUGGGAUCUCCUCUGGACGGACAGUGGAUGUUACUUGUACUUCUUGGUCUUCAUUUUCAUGCUCACUAUCAGAACUGACAGGAAAAUAAAGAACGUUUAUACCACAUGAUAUUAAAAAGAGAAGCGAAACUAUGUUAUAGUGAUACUAAUGAUGUUUUAUUAUUGAUUUGCAUAGAUUAUGAACAAAUAAGGAACGUGUAAUAUGUUUCAGUUGCAAUGCAUUUAACAUUACCACAGGCCGAACAACCCAAUAGCCUACUCAACAGCUCUCACCUUUUCUUCGUCUUUUCCUUUUCCUUUUUACGUUUUUUCUUCUCCCUUUUAUGCUUCUUUGAAUUCUUUUUGUGCUUCCUUUUUUUCUUUUUAGAUUUUUCUUCCCCUUCACUUUUGGAAUCAGAUGAAGAGUCAGAGGAGUCAGAGUCACUGGAAUUAUCAGAAUCACUGGAAGAGGAAGAUUUGUGUCUUUUCUUUUCCUUCUUAGCUAAAGAGGGAAAAAAAAAAAAACGAAAUUAAGGGGAUAUUUGGGAGAACACUCUCUCAAAGAAAAACUCACAUAUAUUAAACCAACUACUUUUUAUUUCAAAUAGAUUCACAAUAUGCAGGUUUUUUUGUUUGUUUUUUUAAAAGCUCAAUACAAAAGGACACAAAGAACCAAAAAUAAACUAACCACAUACUAAAACCAGAUCAGUAACAUAAAAGGCUGUUAUCGUUAAAAUGCUUUUACAAUUCUUAGUUAGCAAAACAAACUAUUAUCUCAUACAUUUUUUUUCUCAAACUGCACAUCUAGAAAUAUGAAAGAUGUGUGAUCCUGACCCAAUACACUUCGCAUCUGUAACAGAUGGCAAAGAAUGAAG